This is a messenger RNA of Ylistrum balloti, 1363 nucleotides long. Its product is annotated as mediator of RNA polymerase II transcription subunit 30-like. The transcript is spliced from 5 exons. Gene Ontology annotation, cellular component: mediator complex. Lineage: Eukaryota; Metazoa; Mollusca; Bivalvia; Pectinida; Pectinidae. Gene Ontology annotation, biological process: positive regulation of DNA-templated transcription. The coding region runs from base 31 to 729 and encodes 232 amino acids. Gene Ontology annotation, molecular function: transcription coregulator activity. The record is from RefSeq and is a predicted model, not a curated record.
GGUUAAUGAGAAAGGUAGGAUAUUUUGCCGAUGGCAGCACCUGGACAUCAAUAUCAACAGAUGAUGUCUGGUUCCCAAGGGCAACUAGGUCAACAGCCAGCUCCUUUCCCUGGUGUCCAGCCAGGUCCUGGUCCUGGUCAGGGGCCAGGGCAGGGGCCUGGUCCUGGUCCAGCAGGUCAGCAAGCUUUGAUAGGUCAACCUCCAAUGCAACAUCCUCCCGGCCAAAUGGCACCACAGAUGAUGUCACCUGGUGCCACCAAGGAGCUUAAUGCUAUCACACUGUGUAAGAAGGGACAGGAGUUUGUGCAAGAUAUAGUUGCCAAAGUCACAGAAAUAUUUAAACAGCUACAGACAAAGCAGAUGCCGCUACCUAAUGGUUUGAAUGCAACUACUGCUGCCUACAUGGACAAACGAAGUAAACUAGAAGAGAACCUCCAGACAUUGUCUAUGGGAUUUAAAAAACUUCAUCUUUUCUAUAGCAAGGUCAACGAAAUGAGCAAAGAUUGUGACAAUUUAUCAGAAGAGGCUCUGAUACCGAUAGAAGGACAGCCUUUUGAGGACAGAAUGUCAACUAGUAGCUCGGAAGUGUACUACAGAUAUGUUGUGGAUGAGAACAGAGAAGUCAUUGAGCAAUUACAAGCUAAAAAUAGAGAGCUGAAGGAUAUCAUUGAUCAAAUGAGAGUGAUUAUCUGGGAAAUCAACACGAUGUUGGUGAUGAGGAAAACGUGAGGAUGUGAUUGCUGUCUAGGACCACGAAAGGUGUGACAGAUGACUAGUGCUAGACCUAGGACAGCGAAAACAUCACCAGUGAAAUCAACGUUAUCAUUUAUCGGAUGAUCUAAAUAACAUGUUUGAGGACAGUAUUUGGACACGUUAUGGUGUGUUAAUGAGUGAAAUUGCUUCUUCAGAUAUUUCAGUCUUAACACAAGUAUAUAGACUAGUUAGCUGUAUAAGGUGCUUAGCCAAUGCUCUGUCUCUCAGCUGCAGAAACUGAAAGAUAAUGUUGUCAUUGCCUAUAGCAAGUAUUCAACAGCUGUCCUGAUCUUCAAUGUUUCUGUAGGAAACCGAGUACUGACAGUUGAACUAAUUUAGUAUUUUCUACCUUGUUGUAAAAACAGUUUUCAAGUGAUUAUUGAAAUGAGAUUUGACUCGAAAGCUGUUCUUAAUUUUCACCACUUUACAGAUUAACAUACCAUGUGUAAAUUAGAGCAUUGAAACAACUGCCAAGAAUGAUAGUCUUCACUGUAAGACCUGGAAACUGUUUUGAAGAUAUAAGAAGUAGGUGAACAUGAUUAUUGAUCUACAUUGUAAAUAUAUCAUCUGUUUUAUAUAUAGUAAAAUAAAUGAAAUGGUAUUUCAGUUA